AUGGCAAUUACCCCAACGCCGCCCAAUGACGGCAUCGGCAUGGACGACCAAGCCCCCGUCAAUACGCCGCCACCACCCUACGAAAACAAACCAGAACCCGACAAGAACGAUGAAGACGAUUGUUUCUCGAACAGCAGCUUGCCCAUCAGCUUGAUGAUGUUGCUAUCGCCACGGCCACACGAAGACUGGAAUGGGCAGGAGUGGUUCGGCUCCUUAUCCUUGAAAUGCACAGACAUACCUGCCUUGAUGGAAGAUGGCUUGUAUGUGGCAGAUGCGAAUGUUCAGAAAGAACGAGGAUAUUUCAAACUGUCAUCCGCACCAAGUGGACAGGAAGGCAGUCCUGGGCACACAAGAAUCUGGAUGCUUCGGAGCACAGCACAGGAAACACCCAGAUGGACUGCAAAGCUCGAUAUAGGUGCGAGUACAAUGAAGCCACUGUCGAACCUGAAAGUGGAGGACCUCUCAGCAGACAAUGUUGCAAAGUUCUUCGUCUACAAUGAUGUUAUCCAGCUUGAGAUCGCCAUGGUCUAA
This is a messenger RNA of Thyridium curvatum, 531 nucleotides long. RefSeq lists its product as uncharacterized. The record is from RefSeq and is a predicted model, not a curated record. The transcript has 2 exons. Bases 1 to 531 code for a protein of 176 amino acids. Lineage: Eukaryota; Fungi; Ascomycota; Sordariomycetes; Thyridiales; Thyridiaceae.